Messenger RNA from Sus scrofa (pig), 8405 nucleotides. RefSeq names its product cell adhesion molecule L1 like (gene CHL1). The record is from RefSeq and is a predicted model, not a curated record. Gene Ontology annotation, cellular component: plasma membrane; axon. Gene Ontology annotation, biological process: cell-cell adhesion; brain development; axon guidance. Gene Ontology annotation, molecular function: cell-cell adhesion mediator activity. NCBI's taxonomy places the organism in Eukaryota, Metazoa, Chordata, Mammalia, Artiodactyla, Suidae.
UGGUUCCUAGUUGGAUUCAUUAACCACUGAGCCACGACAGGAGCUCCUUAAGCUCUAGCUUUGAUGCCUGUAACAUCAGGGUAGAGGCUUGCUUUGUGCUAUGGGGGUGGGGGAGAACUUUUCCCUCCUUCCCAUCUGGGAUCUUUGGUCUAAUAAUGAAAUUGAUAAGAGGAAGGUUAACAGGAGGAAAACUAACUUAACUUUGUACUUUGUACUGAGAUUCACAGACGGUCAGGCAGUUGAGGCCUACAUAUCAUCCUGAGCUAGGAGAAGGGGCGAGGAGCUGGGCUUCAAAGAGGUGAAAGACAAUUCACAGGCAGGUAACAAGAACACAUGUUUGGUAAUCAGAUGUCUCUCUUGCCAUGAAGAUAGCUUUUUCUGAUAUAAAAAUUACUUGUGAUAAUAGUUCUCUCUUUCUGGGACACUCUCCUGAUCUAUAUUCUUUUAUGCCCUUAGGAGAGAGGCAAACAGCUUUUAUAGAGUCUGCUUGGUCUUGAUUGACUCAAAAAAGUUGGCACACUUGCAGGUGGCAUACGUGGCUCCCCCUCAGUGGCAGCCCAUCUGAGAGAGCUUAUGUGGUUUUCCUGCAUCGAGAAGUAAGGAUGAGAUACAGUUCGAUUUUCAUUUAGAACAGAUACAGUUAGAGCAAAUGGGAUAGUCCUGGAACACCUGGAGUACCAUGUGGCUCCCUGAACCUCUCAGGUGUAGAUAGAGCUUCUCUAAAUCCCCAAGGCAACACUUGGGACUACUAGCAUAAGGCAGACACAGGUAUUUACACUUCAUAUUGUAACAAUAGUUAUUGAAACAAUAGUUAUGAUUCAGAGCUCUUCCCUGGUUAUCUGAGGAGCCAAAGCUACAGAAUGAAUAUCUGUGUCCCCCUGGAAAUUCCUUAGUUGAACUGAAUCCAUAGUGAUGGUGUUAGGGGGUGGGGCCUUCAGGAGGUAAUUAGGUGGUGAGGGUGGAGCCUUUGUCAAUGGGAUCAGUGCCUUUAUAAAAGAGCCUCGGAGCACUCUUUCACUCCGUUCACUUGUGGGAACACAGCCAGAAGACAGCUACUUGUGGACCACGGAGAGAGUUCUUACCAGACACAGAAUCUGCCGGCGCCUUCGUCUUGGAGGACUGCCCAGCCCCAAAACUGAAGUGAGCCUGCUAGAAGCUGGCUGAUGAUAAAGCAUGUGUCCGUACCUCCGCAGCAUUUAGCAGCAUAAUUUGUCUUCAUUACUUUUCAUAUUGUUUCCAGGUUAACCACGUUCUUCUCAGUUUGAAACCAAAAGUAAGAGGAGACAUUAAGAUUUUCAUUCUUUCUGGGCUGCCUCCUUCCUCAAGAGCAAUGGAGAUGCUGUUCAGUGGAAGAAGAGUAAUCACAUCUCUAAUUUUCUUCUUGUUAAAAUUCUCCAUGGCUGUUGAUAUACCACUUUCAGUUCAACAGGUUCCAACAAUCAUAAAACAGUCAAAAGUGCAAGUUGCCUUUCCCUUUGAUGAAUAUUUUCAAAUUGAAUGUGAAGCUAAAGGAAAUCCAGAACCAAAAUAUUCGUGGACUAAGGACGACAAGCAUUUUGAGCUGUCUGACCCUCGGAUAAUUGUGUCUAACAACUCAGGAACAUUCAGGAUCCCAAAUGAAGGGCACAUAUCUCACUUUCAAGGGAAAUACCGCUGCUUCGCAUCUAAUAAAUUGGGAGUUGCUAUGUCGGAAGAAAUUGAAUUUAUAGUUCCAAAUGUUCCAAAAUUCCCCAAAGAAAAAAUCGACCCACUUGAAGUGGAGGAGGGUGAUUCAAUUGUCCUUCCAUGCAACCCUCCCAAAGGCCUCCCACCUUUACACAUUUAUUGGAUGAAUAUUGAAUUAGAACACAUUGAGCAAGAUGAAAGAGUAUACAUGAGCCAAAAGGGAGAUUUGUACUUCGCAAAUGUGGAAGAAAAAGACAGUCGUAAUGAUUACUGUUGCUUUGCUGCAUUCCCAAGAUUAAGGACUAUUGUGCAGAAAAUGCCAAUGAAACUAACCGUUAACAGUUUAAAGCAUGCUAAUGACUCAAGUUCAUCCACAGAAAUUGGUUCCAAGGCAAAUUCAAUCAAGCAAAGAAAACCCAGACUCCUAUUGCCUCCUCCUGAGAGUGGCAGCAGGUCUUCAGUUAUCAUCCUCAAAGGAGAAACCCUGCUGCUUGAGUGCUUCGCUGAAGGCCUACCAACUCCACAGGUUGAUUGGAACAAAAUGGGUGGUGAUUUGCCAAAGGGAAGAGAAACAAAAGAAAAUUACGGCAAAACUUUGAAGAUAGAGAAUGUUUCCUACCAAGAUAAAGGAAAUUAUCGCUGCACAGCCAACAAUUUCUUGGGAUCAGCCACUCAUGAUUUUCAUGUUAUAGUAGAAGAGCCCCCUCGCUGGACAAAGAAACCUCAGAGUGGUGUGUACAGCACUGGGAGCAGUGGUAUCUUGUUAUGCGAGGCUGAAGGAGAACCUGAACCCACAAUCAAGUGGAGAGUCAAUGGCUCCCCGAUUGAGCGAAAUCCAUUUUCUGGUGAUGUCAUCUCCCCCGGGGAAAUCAGUUUUACCAAUGUACAACCAAAUCACACCGCGGUAUACCAGUGUGAAGCCUCAAAUGUCCAUGGCACUAUCCUUGCCAGUGCCAAUAUUGAUGUUGUAGAUGUUCGUCCAUUGAUACAAACUACAGAUGAAGAAAAUUAUGCCACAGUAGUUGGGUACAGUGCUUUCUUACAUUGUGAGUUCUUUGCUUCACCCGAGGCAAUAGUGUCCUGGCAGAAGGUAGAAGAAGCAAAGCCCCUUGAAGGCAGACGAUAUCAUAUCCAUGAGAAUGGCACGUUACAGAUCAACACAACCACGGAAGAAGAUGCUGGUUCCUACUCCUGUUGGGUAGAAAAUGCUAAAGGAAAAACAGCCGUCACAGCCAAUUUGGAUAUUAGAAAUGCUACGAAACUUAGAGUUUCUCCUAAGAACCCUCGUGUCCCCAAAUCACAUACACUUGAAUUACACUGUGAGAACAAAUGUGAUUCAUAUUUGAAACACAGUUUGAAGUUGUCCUGGAGUAAAGAUGGAGAAGCCUUUGAAAUUAAUGGCACAGAGGAUGGCAGGAUAAUUAUUGAUGGAGCCAAUCUGACUAUAGCUAAUGUCACCUUAGAGGACCAAGGAAUAUAUUCCUGUUUAGCUCACACUUCCCUGGAUAGCACUGCUGAUAUGACUCAAGUAACUGUCCUGGAUGUUCCAGAUCCACCAGAAAACCUUCAAUUGUCUGAAAGACACAACAGGAGUGUUCGGCUGACGUGGGAGGCUGGAGAUGACCACAAUAGCAAUAUUAGCGAAUAUAUCGUAGAAUUUGAAGGAAACAAAGAGGAACCUGGAAGGUGGGAGGAAUUGGCUAGAGUCCCAGGAAAGGAAACAACAGCCACGUUAUCUUUGGCUCCGUAUGUGAGGUACCAGUUCAGGGUCAUAGCCAUGAAUGAAGUAGGGAGAAGCCAACCUAGCCAGCCAUCAGACCAUCAUGAAACACCCCCAGCAGCUCCAGACAAGAAUCCACAAAACAUAAGGGUUCAAGCUUCUCAACCCAAGGAAAUGAUAAUCAAAUGGGAGCCUUUGAAACCCAUGGAGCAGAAUGGACCAGGACUGGAGUACAGAGUGACCUGGAAGCCACAGGGAGCCCUAGUAGAGUGGGAGGAAGAAACAGUCACAAACCACACUCUGCGGGUGAUGACACCUGCUGUCUAUGCUCCAUAUGAUGUCCAAGUUCAAGCCAUUAAUCAUCUGGGCUCUGCCCCUGACCCUCAGUCAGUGGUUCUUUAUUCUGGAGAAGACUAUCCUGAUACAGCUCCAGUGAUCCAUGGGGUGGAUGUUAUAAAUAGCACAUUAGUUAAAGUUACCUGGUCAACAAUUCCAAAGGAAAGAGUCCAUGGACAUCUGAAAGGAUAUCAGGUAAACUGGUGGAAAACAAAAAGUCUGCUGGAUGGAAGAACACAUCCCAAAGAAGUAAACGUUCUGAGAUUUUCAGGACAAAGAAACUAUGGAAUGGUCCCUUCUCUAGAUGCUUUUAGUGAAUUUCAUUUAACAGUCUUAGCCUUUAAUUCCAAAGGAGCUGGUCCAGAAAGUGAGCCUUAUGUAUUUCACACACCAGAAGGAGUACCUGAACAACCAACUUUUCUCAAGGUCAUCAAAGUUGAUAAAGACACUGCCACUUUAUCCUGGGGACUACCUAAGAAAUUGAAUGGAAACUUAACUGGCUAUCUUUUACAGUACCAGAUAAUAAAUGACACAUAUGAGAUUGGAGAACUAAAUGAUAUCAACAUUACAACUCUGUCAAAGCCCAGCUGGCGUCUCUCAAACCUCAAUGCAACUACCAAGUACAAAUUCUACUUGAGGGCUUGCACUUCAAAGGGCUGUGGAAAACCAAUCACUGAGGAAAGCUCUACAUUAGGAGAAGGGAGUAAAAGUGUCGGGAAGAUAUCAGAAGGAGUAAAUCUUACUCAAAAGAUUCACCCAGUAGAGGCAAUUGAGCCGGGAGCUGAACAUAUAGUUCGCCUAUUGACUAAGAACUGGGUUGAUAACAAUAGCAUUUUUGAAGAUGUAAUUGAGACAAGAGGGAGAGAAUAUGCUGGGUUGUAUGAUGACAUCUCCACUCAAGGCUGGUUUAUUGGAUUGAUGUGUGCGAUUGCUCUUCUCACACUAAUACUGUUAACUGUUUGCUUUGUGAAGAGGAACAAAGGUGGAAAGUACUCAGUGAAAGAAAAGGAAGAUCUGCAUCCAGAUCCAGAAGUUCAGUCAGUGAAAGAUGAAACCUUUGGUGAAUACAGUGACAGUGAUGAAAAACCUCUCAAAGGAAGCCUACGAUCCCUUAACAGGGAUAUGCAGGUCACAGAAAGUGCCGACAGCUUGGUUGAGUACGGGGAAGGUGACCAUGGUCUAUUCAAUGAAGAUGGGUCAUUUAUUGGCGCUUACGCUGGAUCUAAGGAGAAAGGAUCUGUGGAAAGCAAUGGAAGUUCUACAGCAACAUUUCCGCUCCGAGCAUAAACACAACACAUUUAAAUAAAUCAGUGGUUCACACCAACUUUCCAUAUUUAUCUGCUUAAGAGAGUAAGAACUUUCUUAUAGGAUUAGAAACAUAUUGGCUGAAGAUGUCAUCCCCGGUUCAAACAUCCUGCAAUUGAGAAAAACAGCAUUGCCUUGAAAAAAUAAAAUGCCUAGCACUACACGCCUAUGUUUUUUGUUUUUGUUUUUUCAGGUGCUCAAAAUGCAGAACACAAAGCAAAUCCUGUAUUUAGAUUCACCUCAACUGAAUCCAAAGUAUCCAUCCAGUGUACUCAGUAUUUGCCUGAUUUUACUCUUCACUCUGUUUGCAUAGAUGUUGCUACCUUGUGGGUUUUCUCUGUAUGCACUUGUGUAUUCAGUCUGAGAACUGUCUUCGUGACUGCUUCAUGACAGGUUAAAAGAUGGUAAGCCAACUGGCUAUUUAAAAUAUCAAGAGGAAUAUGAAUGUCUUAUGAAAACAGUUCAUUGAAUAUAUACAGUCUAAAUGUAUUAUUUAAAAUUUUAGUAGCAGAGGUCUUAGGUGAACAAUCCAUUAGUAUUUAUUGAGCUCCUAAUUCUUUGCCAGAGAUGGCUGUGCUUAAAGAGAAUUCUAAACUUUUCAGUUUCAAAAUGAAUUUAUAAUUUCUCUCCAUUAUGACAUCUAUACAUAUGUUUCUGGGGUUGUUUUUGGACUCAGUUCAGUGGCAAAGGAAGCAGUGGUCAGAAGGUUAUCUUAUGAAAGAACAGGCAGGAGAGGUCCUUGAUGUGGGGUCUAGGAGCUAUUUCUAAAUGGACUGCUUUUACCUUUUAUGUUUGUGCAAUGGUAUGCUCCAUCUAUUUCAUGAAUGCAUUGUAUAUAUUAUGUUAAUAUUUAACACAGUUUUAAAUAGAGAUUGUUUUAUUUUAAAGUGAGAAAAGAACAUUAACAGGCAUGUCUGUACAGCUAGAGUAUAUAGUAAUACAACGUUUUCCAUCAUCCCAGAGCUGCAGCCAAUAACAUUAGGUUCCCAAACCAAACACUUUGUACAAAGCAUUUGGAUUUUGUUCUUACGUGCUUUUCCAACAGUCUCAAAAUAAAAUAUCAUAUAAAUAUUGAGGGGAAUGUUUUCAUAUUUUUCAAAAUACAUUUUUGUUGUGGAGGGUACUCCUAUCCUAGCCCCCAAAGAAAUAUGAUUUACAGUGGAAAUUCAUUUACACAGGUUUGCCUCUAUUGCAUUUUAAACAUCUUCAGGGUGGGAUUGUUUUCUAUGUUCUCAUUCUGUCAAAGCCAGUACAAAUUCAGGGAAUUUAUUUCCUGGCAUGUAAGCUACUAGUCCUUCUAAAAUUGUACAUGAAAAUGGUUUAGAAAUAGUAUGAAGGGCUAUGCAUGCAUGUCAGUAAAAUCCAGUGUUGAGCUUCUCAUUUUAUGGAGACUUUUUUUUUUAAUCUUUAAAUCACAAUAUUAUUAAUUAUGUUUAAAUGAAAUUGACAUGCAGGUUUUAUUUUCUUACCUUUACCAAUGGGUGUAUAUUGUUAUAUCCUUGACUUCAGUGAUGUAGCCCACUCUCUUUCUUGUGGACCAAAAUGAAAGAUAUGUAUAAUGGUCCAUGCAGUAAUCCGUAUGGAAUAUCUCAUUAUCAUCUUGAUCCUCAUGUGUCCUCCAAAACACAUAGGCAGCAAAAGAAUGUCCUACUUAAAACAAUACUUGAUGGGUUCAGGACCUGACCACCCUUCUGAAGUAAGAAUUUCCAAAGAGGGAAACCAUUGUGGUUCUUAUGUGAGUACGAGGACCCACAUACCCAUCAGGGCACCUUGAGCUUUAUUCCCAUCUGAUAUUAAGGCACAACUUUUCUGAAGGAAGAAUCGUGUUUUGACUUACCUGGGAGGAAUCUCUGGUACUCAGCUCUCGAUGCGACCGACGUUCUCAGUUUCGUUCCACUAGUAUUCUAGUUCUUCUUCAUUAUCAUCAGCUAGAAAGAUUUUAACAGAAUCAUGCAGUUUGGGCAUAAUCUCCAAAAAGCACUAAGAAUAAAUUUAUUAUAAAUUUAGUUACCUUUAAGUCAGAAGUUAACACAAAUAAUGGAAUGUUUGAUCUUCCUAGAUUUUUGACUUCCCUUUAAAUUGAGUAAUAAGGAUGUUCCUGGUCAUAUUUUCUGAAUGUCCAAAAUUUAUGGAUUUGAAAUAGAAGAUGGCUUUAAGUCUGCAUUCAGCUAUCAUGUUCUAUUACCUUUUCUCAGUACUGUUUGGUUUCUACUGGGAAUCUUCACAGAAGGAAUAGGUCCACGGUUAACUUUCUCUAGUGUACUGUCUAUCAUUUUAAUAUAAUAGAUUGUAUAUAAUCUCAAGGAUUUUGGGUGGGGGUAAAUUCAUAGAGACCUGUCCAAGGGUUGGGAAAAUCUGAGUUCUCUUCCUGGUUCCAGCACUGAUUUUGUACAUAAACAUUGAGUUGCUUGACCCCUUUGCUUCAAACUAUCUCAACUCUAAAGUGCUAACAAUUAUCUCAGUUACCUUAUCUCUGUCACAGGGUGUUCUUUUUUAUGAAAAAAAAUUUGAAAAUGAUAAAAGCUAAGAUGCCUUUUCACUUCAUAAACAAUCCUGUAAUUAAUGAUGUGUCAAAGUCACUGCACAUAUACCAACUCAACUUUUUUCCUUGGAACACAUAAAUAUAUUUUUAUAGAGAAACAAAUCUACAGGAAGUAAAAUAAAUCUGCUGUUCAAUGAGCAGUACAAUUUGCACAUGCCAUCAAAAAUUACUAAUCAGAAAAAAAUUAAGCAGGGUCUUUGCUAUACAAAAGUGUUUUUCACUAAUUUUGCAUGUGUAUUUAUAAGAAAAUGUGAAUUUGGUGGAUUUAUUCCAUUGGUAUAAAGGCAUCUGAUAUUUUAGAUGUACCCAUGUUUAUAAAAGUGUAAAGCACAAUGAAAUUAUGCUGGAAGUCUCAAUAUUUUUCCUAUUUUAUAUUAAUGGAAGAGAUGAACUAAAGAGAACAAUAAUGAGAAAUGUUGGUGUCUUUUUCUAAGCAUUUAAAACAUAAUUGCCAAUUGAAAACCUAAAUAUGUUUACAUGUCAUUAAGAUAUGAUUCUUGUAACAAUUUCAAAUUGAUUAUAAAGGGAUUAGGUUUGUAAUCUGUGGUAGUGUACAUUCUAGUAUUCCCAUGGUAAAAUAAGUAGGGUUGAGCCAAAGCUUACUUUGUUUUAUAUCUUAAAUUGUUUGAUUACAUCAUCAAAAGAGAUAAAAGGUAUGUAUAACUCGUUUAUCUGAUUUUUUUGGCUUAGAUUAAUAUUCACAGUAGAACUUUAAAAUGUGUUUGUAUUGUAGGUGGUGUUUGUAUUGCGCUUAUGAAUAUGUAUGGUUUAAAAAUAUUUUCAGUAUACAAGAAUUCAACUUUCCAAAUAAACAUUCAACUUCAUGUACUCUAAAAA